AUGGCGGGCAUUUCUCGCGCUGCAUUGCCCUCGCAGCUUCUUUCUCUCGUACGACACAAUGCACCCUUGUCCCGCCGCAUUCACUCGUCCCCCUUGAGGGCCGCAGUCGCUCAUCCCGUUACUGCCCAUGGUCCCCCGCCCAAAGCUCCCGCGCCAUCGCCGGAUUUCCAGCAGAGUACCGAGCAGAUGAAAGAUGCGAGUUCGAUAUCGACAAGCUCAACGCAGUCUGAACCUUCAAGGGCCACUGUGUCACUGAAAAAGCGGUUUUGGAAGGAUGUCCACGUCCAAGGAAAGCAAGGCGAGUACCAGGUCCUUCUUGAUAAGCGACCCGUCAGGACACCCACUAAGGAAGUACUCACCAUCGCUCACACAAAGCCUCACCUGGCGCAUGCGGUCGCCCUGGAAUGGGAAGUGAUGACCUCUGCUCAACAGGCGUUGAAGAGUCAUUUGAUUCCCUUGACUUCCCUCGCGGCGCGUGCGGCCGAUAUUGUUCGGGAGGAUGCAGAGGGCGUUACCACUACCCGCGACCAGAUCAUCACGACUGCCAUGCGCUAUUUGGACACCGACACUCUGCUUUGCUGGGAACCCGCACGGACGACUCGUCCGCUGGAGCGCGUGGAUGGUGAAGGUAAGACCGAGAGCCUCAGAGAAAUCCAGAUGAAGGUUGCUCAGGACAUCAUGAGCUUCCUGUCUAUGAAGGUUUGGCCCGGUCUUGAGAUCGUGCCCAUUCUCGACGCCGAGAGCAUCCUGCCCGUCUCGCAGCCGCAGGCCACCAAGGAUAGCAUCCGGACCUGGGUGUCGGAGCUGGCUCCUUAUGAUCUGGCCGGUCUGGAGCGAGGCAUUCUGGCCUCCAAGAGUCUCCUUGUUGCAGUGCGCUUGGUGACGGAAUGGAGCGAAAACUUCCGUCACCUCCAAAGCCACCAGACUAAGAAGUUUGGUCUUGAAGACGCGGCCGAAGCUUCGAGUCUGGAGGUGAAGUGGCAGACGGACAUGUGGGGUGAAGUGGAGGAUACCCACGACGUUGACAAGGAGGACCUGAAGCGACAACUGGGAAGCGUUGUCAUUCUGAAACUGUAUAUCAUCAAGAUUAGAGUCCCGUUUACACGAAUUGGGCAGAGUAAACAGUCAGCCACUGCCAAGGCGGAGUGA
Molecule: messenger RNA, 1149 nt
Organism: Penicillium maclennaniae
Lineage: Eukaryota; Fungi; Ascomycota; Eurotiomycetes; Eurotiales; Aspergillaceae
Product: ATP synthase complex assembly protein ATP12
Exons: 3
Coding region: 1-1149 (382 amino acids)
Biological process (GO): mitochondrial proton-transporting ATP synthase complex assembly
Cellular component (GO): mitochondrion
Source: RefSeq, a predicted model, not a curated record